AUGCUCAUAGGAUCCACCGAGAUGGUCUUACAUUCCUCCCGACCAAACCCGACGAAGAACACGAUUCCUCCCAUCAAGAUUGGGCUGAAGAAGGAUAAGUCAACCUCCAAGUUGUACGAGCUAAGAAACAGUCUCAAGGACUUUAAGAUCAACCCUCUUGCAUCUGGACUGGUGAACACGAGACCCAGAUUCUUGUCUGGAUACUCGAAAACUACUUAUGUGUCGGCUCAAUCUGUCACUGAUACAGUACAUCUUGAUGCUCCACCUACUGCAGACUUCUCAAAUAAAGAUGUGAGAAUUGGAAGUAGGGGUGAAGAAGGUAUAGAAAGUAGUGAGGUUGAAGCAAAUCAAGAAGAACAUGAUGGUCAUGAGGUGACUGAAACACAGUCUGGAGAUUGCAAUAUUGAGGGUGAUACUGAGAACACAAGUGCAAUUCAAAACACUGGACACCAAAUGAUCACUAGGAGCAAAGCUGGGAUCUACAAACCAAAAGUUUACUUAACUUAG
Fraxinus pennsylvanica is the source of this 507-nucleotide messenger RNA. NCBI's taxonomy places the organism in Eukaryota, Viridiplantae, Streptophyta, Magnoliopsida, Lamiales, Oleaceae. The record is from the annotation of a GenBank genome assembly.